This is a messenger RNA of Penicillium macrosclerotiorum, 897 nucleotides long. RefSeq names its product tudor domain-containing protein. Bases 1 to 897 code for a protein of 298 amino acids. The transcript is spliced from 3 exons. Lineage: Eukaryota; Fungi; Ascomycota; Eurotiomycetes; Eurotiales; Aspergillaceae. Gene Ontology annotation, biological process: negative regulation of DNA-templated transcription. Gene Ontology annotation, molecular function: DNA-binding transcription factor activity. The record is from RefSeq and is a predicted model, not a curated record.
AUGUCCGACGUAGCUUCUCUGGAGGCUGAGGUCAAGGAAUUCAAGAUCCAGCUGGAAACCGUCCAGUCCAGCUUGCAGGUAGAACCCGAUAACACGGAACUUCAGAGCCUCAGAACUGAACUCGAAGAACUCAUAACCCUCACCGAAACGGCAAUCGCCGAGCUCAAACCAUCUGCGCCCACAUCGAAACCUGCUCCAGAACCUUUCAGGGAGUCAUGGUCGUCGAAGGAUACAGUGACGGGGUCGCGCAAGCCUCAGUCAACCGCCGAGCACAACCGGGGAGAGGUCGGGCCACCGACGCCCGCCACCUUCUCCAUCAAUGAUAACGUUCUGGCCCGUUGGAUAUCGGGCGACAACGCCUUUUACCCGGCUCGCAUUACGUCGAUCACUGGAUCCUCUAGCAACCCGGUGUAUCUCGUCUCGUUCAAGUCUUACGGGACCGUCGAGAAUUUGACGGCCAAGGAUAUCCGCCCCAUCGCGGGCACUGACUCUCGCAAGCGCAAGGCUGAUGGAACCUCAGGCAGUUCGGCAUCACCUUCCCCCGCCCCGCCAUCUACCGCACAUCCCAAUGUGAUCUCGGCGGCGGCCGAAAUCAACCCCGCUCUGGCCAACCAGGCUCGCAUGGAACCCAGCAAGGUGGGAGAUGGACCAGCACGUCCCGCCAAAGUGCCGCGGAAGGUCAAGGCCAACAAAGAGCUGGAGGCGGGUAAGAUGAAGUGGAAGGAUUUCGCCGCCAAGGGCAAGGGCAAGAACAAGUUUGGCAAGAAAGACAGCAUGUUUCGUACUGGUGAUGGAGUCAAUGCGCGAGUGGGGUUCACAGGGUCUGGCCAGCAAAUGCGGAAAGACCCAACCCGUACCCGCCACAUCUAUCAGCAGGCUGAAGAUGAGGGCUAUUGA